This is a messenger RNA of Dermacentor andersoni, 2524 nucleotides long. RefSeq names its product transforming growth factor-beta-induced protein ig-h3-like. Gene Ontology annotation, biological process: cell adhesion; extracellular matrix organization. The record is from RefSeq and is a predicted model, not a curated record. Gene Ontology annotation, cellular component: extracellular matrix. Gene Ontology annotation, molecular function: cell adhesion molecule binding. NCBI's taxonomy places the organism in Eukaryota, Metazoa, Arthropoda, Arachnida, Ixodida, Ixodidae.
GGCGGCGCGCCAGAUGAGAGAUCGUCGCCGCGUCGUCCGGAUCGCGAACAUGACUCGUUGCCGGAACCAAGCAGCGUGGCUUUUGGCCGGGUGCAUUUUCCUUCUGUGCACAGCGCACACAUCGCGAGCUUUCGAGAGAGAGGGAGACUCUUCCGAGCGUGAGUCUGAAAAGGAGCACAGUUCCAGCAGGGAGAGGGGAGGACGAUUCUUCAACGCCUUCUGGACGCCUUACCUGCAACCCAGGAUUGGGCAGGGAGCACCGGCGGCUGCAGACAGCAGCAGCAGCGGGAGCGCCGAAGAGACUCCCACCGCCGUGAUCGUGGAGACUCGGCCUUGGAGGGAUGACGGCUUCUUCGGCUUUCCCGCACGACAGCCCUGGUGGAAAGGACCGAACGUGUGCAACUUCCGACAGGAGGUGGACGACUCCAAGGACAGUAAUGCCACGGUUCCGUUCGCCUUCAACUUCCAAUCCAAGCAGUGCCAGGACACCGAGGACGCCUUCAUCUGCACCACCAAGAUUCGAACGAUGAACGAGAGCAAGACAAUCACGGACAAAUACGUUUGCUGCCACGGGUUCGCUCGGGGCCGCAAUGGACGCGCUGGCUGCAUCCAAGUGAAUCUCAAGGACCUGGUGACGACAAUGAAGGACCUCGGCGCCUCGAAGUUUGUUGACCUUGUCGAGGAGUCUAAGAUGACCGAUGAGCUGAACAAGGCCAACAUCACUGUAUUCGUGCCCACCAACAUCGCUGUCAAGGACUUCGAACACACUAACGAGGUGUCCAGUCCCCACGAUGGGCAGGCUGCCAUUCGGGCUCACACUGUGGAAGGUGUACUGCGCACGGGAGACCUCACCGACGAAAUGGUUCUGCAGACCGUCGACGGGCGAUCGAGCAUUCGCGUCAACGAGUUCUACAACCCGGCCAAGCUGCUGACGGCCAACUGCGUGCCCAUCGUGUCGGCCAACAACGCGGCGACCAACGGCGUGGUGCACGUGGUGGACGAGACGCUGCCCUCGCCCAACCGGACCCUCUACCAGGUGGUGGCCGAGGACCCUCGCUUCAGCACGCUGCGCUCACUGCUGCCCAUGGCCGAUCUCGAGGAGGCUCUGAAGGACGCGCACGGCCACUACACCCUGUUGGCACCCAGCGACGAAGCCUUCGCCAGAGUGCACAAGGACACGCUCGCCAAGUGGAAGAGUGGCGACGCCUGCAUCGGCAAGCUGCUUCGAGGCCACUUGCUGAACCACGUGAUCUGCACCACAGCCGUGCCCGCAUCGGCGCGGGUGCGCAACGCGAACGGCGACCCGGUGACGCUGACCCGCGACGGCGACCGCCUGCUGGCCGACGGCAGCCCGCUGUCCGCGCGCGACCUGAUGGCCACCAAUGGAGUGCUGCACGUGCUUGACCACAUCCUCAUGUCUCAGGACAGCAAGCCGCUCGUGCAGACGCUGCGAGACGCCAAGAUGAGUGACCUCGUCCACCUCAUCGAGGCGGCCAACCUGACCGAGUCGUUCGAGGCGCUCGAUAACUUCACCUUCUUCGCGCCAUCUGAGGAGGCCCUGAAGGAGAUCUCGCUGUCCGAGUGGGAGGACCUGAAGAAGAGCGAGCGGCUGGCCGAGACUCUUCGCUACCACACCGUGCCGGGCCAGAUGCUGUCUCCUCGGGGCUUCUUCAACAACCUGCUCGUGGCCACUGCGCUGGGCGAAGAGCGGCCCAUCCGCGUCAACAUCUUCCCGCGCCUCUUCUCCUUCGAGCGGCCCACCGUGACGGCGCAGUGCGCCCGCUUGCUCAGCGCCUCGAGCCCCGUCUGCGGGGGAGCCGUCUACGUCAUCGACAAGGUGUUGACUCCGCCCGCCGGCAACGUGCUGGAGGUGAUCGAGUCUGACCGUGAGCUGAGCACAUUCGCGCGGCUUGUCCGCGAGUCCGGCCUGUCCGAGCAGCUCCGGUCCAACGCUGGUCCCUUCACGGUGUUGGCGCCGACGGACAGUGCAUUCGCCCGGCUGCCCCGGGGAACCCUGGAUUCUCUGCAGCCCGAACAGGUCCAGGCCUUAGUCAAGCAGCACGUCCUGCCCGAGAUGGCGUGCACGAGCGGCGUCGGCCACAGCGGGUUCCUGAGCCGGCUCGAGUACCGCAACCUGGACGGCACCGCGGUGCCCACCCAGCGCAGCCUGCGCGGCAACGUCUACUUCGGCGGCGCCCGCGUGUCGCGCGCCGACCGCGCCGCUCGCAACGGCCUCGUGCACCACGUCGAGCGCGUGCUGAGCAUGCGCACCGCCGACGAGGACGCCGGCUUCAACUUUGGCUUCGACUUGCACCCGUUCUUCCGCUCGCUCUAGGCGUGGAUGGACGGAGUUGUGUGGCUCGAUAAUCUGGGCGCUGGCAGCGCAGAUAAUCUCCGUGUGACGGCGCGCACUGUCGCGUGCGCGGUCGCACAUUAUUUAUCUUCUGGUCUCAGUGUGAGGUUCCCACCGAGUGUAGCUUUUUUUUCUUCUAUGAAUAAACGUCCUUUUUUGUUACUGUUGUCA